Lingula anatina is the source of this 2873-nucleotide messenger RNA. Its product is annotated as RNA cytosine C(5)-methyltransferase NSUN2. Gene Ontology annotation, biological process: tRNA methylation. The record is from RefSeq and is a predicted model, not a curated record. Gene Ontology annotation, cellular component: cytoplasm; nucleus. Gene Ontology annotation, molecular function: tRNA (cytidine-N5)-methyltransferase activity; tRNA binding. NCBI's taxonomy places the organism in Eukaryota, Metazoa, Brachiopoda, Lingulata, Lingulida, Lingulidae.
GAGUCACCACGCACGGACAGUGCUUGCUGCAUGCUUUUAGAAACGCAAAAUAAUGGGGAGAAAUAAACCUAAUAAGUGGAGACGCGGAAAGCGGGAUAGAGAUCAGCAACAAACAAGACCCGGUACUCGAGGGAACUAUGAACUUCCACCAAAAGAGAAUGCAGUGUUUGAGGAAUAUUACAAGGGCCAGGGUAUAGUACCUGAGGGAGAGUGGGAUCAGUUCAUGAGCACACUGAGACAAGAAUUACCAGUCACAUUCAGGAUCACAGGCUACAGGAGCCAAGCUAAACGCCUUCUAGAUGUUAUCAAAAGUGAAUAUUUCAGUAACCUAGUUAACAUGGUUGGAGACUCUGUACAGCCACCAAAGUUACUGCCAUGGUAUCCAGAUAACCUAGCCUGGCAAAUAAAUGUCAGUAGAAAGGAAAUCAGAUCAACGCCAUUGCUGAAGAAAUUACACACUUUUCUUGUCUCUGAAACAGAAAGUGGUUAUAUCAGUAGACAAGAGGCAGUGAGCAUGAUCCCUCCAAUACUGCUGGAUGUGCAGCCCCAUCACAAGGUUCUUGAUCUAUGUGCUGCUCCAGGGUCCAAGACAGCUCAGCUGAUUGAAUUACUCCAUGCAGAUGAGACUAAGGCUAUCCCAGAGGGGUUUGUUGUUGCUAAUGAUGUUGACAACAAGCGGUGCUAUCUGAUGGUUCACCAGGUGAAAAGACUUCAGAGUCCCUGCUUCAUGAUUGUCAACCAUGAUGCUACUACCAUGCCAAAUAUUAGGAUGUAUCCACAGGAGGAUGAAGCAAAUAAAUUCAAGUUUGUGACGUAUGACAGAGUUCUUGCAGAUGUACCUUGCAGUGGAGAUGGGACAAUGAGGAAGAAUCCAGAUGUCUGGAGAAAAUGGCUUCCACAGGCAGCAGUUGGAUUGCACAGUGUACAGAUGAAGGUAUUAAAGAGAGGACUGGAGUUGUUAAGUGUUGGUGGCCGCCUGGUUUACUCCACCUGUUCUCUCAACCCAGUGGAAGAUGAAGCGGUCAUCUCGGCCAUGUUACAGAAAUGUGAAGGUUCUGUGGAAUUAGUGGAUGCAUCAGAUAAGUUACCUGGCCUGAAAACCAUGCCUGGGCUGAAAUCUUGGAAGAUCUUCCACAGAAAAGACAGCAGUUGGUUUAACAGUUUUGAGGAGGUAGAGGCAGCGGGACUCACUGGUUUGGCUGGAAGAACAAUGUUUCCUCCUUCUCCUGAAAUGGCAGAACAGUUGCAUUUAGAGAGAUGUAUGAGAGUAUUACCACACCAUCAGAACACAGGUGGCUUUUUCAUUGCUGUCCUUGAAAAAAGAGACGUUCUUCCUUGGGUUAGAACUCCAAUACCACCGUCUUCUACAGCAAUAACAGUAAAUGAAUCUGAAAUAGUGCAGAAUGAUUCAGUGUCAAAAUCAGACACAAGCAAUGGAGAUGUGCCUGUGGAUAGUUCUGCUGAUUUACCACCAGAGGGUGCUGAUGAUGCUGACGUCAGGAAGAGGAAACAAAGGGAUGAUGAUGAUGAUGAAAAGGAGGAAGGAAUCUUAAAGCCACCAGAACCCAAUUCUGAACCUCAUUCAAAGAAGGCAAAGAUUAGUGGAUACAAAGAAGAUCCAUAUUUCUAUUUCAAUGAGGAUGAACCAGACUGGGAAAAGAUAAAGAAUUUUUAUUCUGUGUCCAAUGACUUCCCGUAUACUCAGCUGUUGGUGAGAUCAGAGACUGGUAAAAAGCGCAACAUUUACUUCACAUCAGAUGCUGUCAAACGUAUGGUGACCUACAAUACUGACAAAAUACGGUUUAUCAACACUGGUAUUAAGUUAAUGGCCAGAAGUGAAAAAGAAGAGGUGGACUGUGAUUUUAGAUUGGCACAGGAGGGUAUCAACACAAUAUUUCCAUACUUCACAUCCAGAAGGGUGCACAUCACAAAGGAGGAUGUCCUAACACUUUUACUGCAAGAAAAUCCUUUUAUAGGAAAGAUGUCGCUAGGAGCACAAGAAGAGCUUAAACCAAUCUCACAAGGAAGCAUCAUAUUUAUUUUUGAUCAAGAAGACAGCCCAGAUGAUGACAACAAGUGUCGAGUCUUGUUCUGUGGAUGGAAAGGAAAGAAAAGCUGUAGAACAUUCGUGCCAAAACACGAGCGCCUUCAUUAUCUGCGCAUGUGUGGGAUAACGACAGAUCCUAAACAGAUCAGAAGAGAGGAAGAAGGUAAAAUGGGAGAAGAGGAUCCAUCGGCUGGGGAGAUGGAGAGCUCUGAAGAUAAACAAACUGAGGAAAGGGAAGCCAUAACAGAGGGUUCUACCUCAGCAACUGAUACAAACGUUGAGGAAGAAAUGAAGGAGGGAGGAGAGGAGGGAUGAAAUAUUUCUGAGAGAGCAAAGGAAUGAUUGGAUUGGGAUGGAAAGGGGUUGAUAUCAAGUAAAGUUAAAUGAAAGAAAAGACAGAUUUUGAUUUAUUGAGAUGUGAUGUGCCUCACCCCUCCUUGGCAGUAGCUAGAGGAGGAACAUGUGCUUUACCAUCCAGAGGGGAUGAACUGGAAGAGCCGUAUGCUCUGUGGAAAAGCUGUUUUUGUGGAUGUGCUGAAAGAGAUAUUAUAUUUGUAUAUAUUUUACAUAAUUAUAAUUGUCUUACUGGGCUUACAAAAUUGUGUUCUUUUCUAUUAAAGAUUUAUUAUAGAGAUCAGUAAUGAAGAAUGACUCAAUAAACUUCAGCUGGAUAAAAUCCGGUGUCUCAAAGUGCUAAUAUUGGAAAUUUUUGGAGUGAACAUGACUCUUCCUUUGCAAAGGUCAACUUAAAAUUGCAUCUAAAUUUAUUAAAACAUCAUUUUGUCAAUGAAUAACUGCAUUCCUGAAUAAAGACUAUGUUGCCAAC